Anneissia japonica is the source of this 1252-nucleotide messenger RNA. Its product is annotated as biogenesis of lysosome-related organelles complex 1 subunit 1-like. The record is from RefSeq and is a predicted model, not a curated record. Gene Ontology annotation, cellular component: BLOC-1 complex. The coding region runs from base 98 to 463 and encodes 121 amino acids. Gene Ontology annotation, biological process: endosomal transport. The transcript is spliced from 5 exons. NCBI's taxonomy places the organism in Eukaryota, Metazoa, Echinodermata, Crinoidea, Comatulida, Comatulidae.
UGCAUGCUCCGCCCCCUUGUUUUGAUGAAAAAGAAGAAACUCGAUGGAUCAUGGGUAAAGUCGAUGCUGUGUAGUAACGAAGGACGUAUAAAUAAUAAUGUUGUCUUCUAUGUUAAAAGAGCACCAAGUGAAGCAGGCAAAUCGCAAAGAUUUACAAGAAAAGCGCCGAAAAGAAGCAGUAUCAUCAGCAAUGCUCUUCUCUGAGGUCCUUACAGAAAGACUUAACAGAGGUGUUUCCCAGGCUUAUGCAAAUGAGAAGAAACUUGAUGCUGAAGCAAAGAAAUUGCAAAACAGUGCAUCACAGUUUAGCCGACAGACUAUACAAUGGCUUCAGAUUAUUGAUAACUUCAACCAAGCAUUAAAAGAGAUUGGAGAUGUUGAAAACUGGGCAACGAGUAUUGAAACAGAUAUGAGGACGAUAGCAAGUGCCUUAGAGUAUGCCUACAAAGAAACUGGAGAAUGAUGAGAAAUAAACAUGUUAAAUCAGAUACACAUUUAAUGACACAGCUCUUUGCAAUGUCUAACAUGUGGAGUGGAAUUGCUGUAUUUUUAUGACAUAUGGGUUGUAACCUGGAGUUGAUAUACUUGGAACUGCCUGGUCCUGAGUUGAAUUGAAAUACAUUUACUUACCAGCAACAUGUGUUGAGCUGUGUCAUGUGUUAAGCACUAUGAAAAUAUCAAAUACCUGUGUUUUGCCCAUAUAUGGGUAAGAUAUAAAUAUCUUCAUGCCCAUAUAUAGGUGUAACAUGACAUCACCAUGGUCAUAUAUGUUGAAAAGAUAAAUGUCACAGACAAUUUUAUACAGUAAUAUGGAAGUAUUGUAGUUUAAAUUAUCAUGUCUGUCAGCGGGAGAAAAUGUCAUUCCUCGUCUGAUGGAAGACUUAAUAUAUGAGGCUUACCAUCCCAAAACCAGCUUCGGUGACCAAAAAAAAUUAACUUUUGAUAUAUUCUUAUUCUUCACAUUUACUGCAAUCGACUUACUGUUGCCAAAGGUGUGAGUGAAAAUAUUACUGCUUCUCUGUACUAAAGUAUACAAUGCUGCCACAUUCUAUGCCGAUUACUCAGUUUGACAACUAUGCUGGUGUUGGAAUGUCAAGCCUCAUAUUGGAUCUUUAUCUGUAAUAAUAAAAUAAAUAAGAUAUAAUAAAGUACUCUUAUUCAUCUCAAAGUUCAUGUUAAAAAAUACAGCAGAGUGUAUGAAUAUAAGUUAUUGUACAUAAAAACAGCAAAUUGGUUAAGCCAUUAACAAUUU